UUUUGAUGACUACAUCGGAAAUCCGAACCAAUAAUGAAGUGAUAACGCCGGCAACUCAAAAAGAUCAAAUUUGUCAAAGUCUCAAGUAUCAUAAUAGCACAGAAUUCGACAUACUAGUGAUUGGAACAACAUCGAAGCGAUUAUUAUUGAUGACUAAUAACUAUUAUGUGUAUGAUGUUCCAAUCGGUUCCUUGGAUGGGGCCCAUAAUAAAUUAUAUCUACCAACAAAGGCUAUACAAUUGAUGGAUAAAUAUCCAAUUCUUUUCAACAGUCAAAUGUUUGGUCAAUUUAAAAAAAUGCAAACAAUUAAUAAUGCAUUUAUAAUAAACGACGGAAAAAAUGAUUGGAUCAGUCUUCAAA
This is a messenger RNA of Dermatophagoides pteronyssinus (European house dust mite), 360 nucleotides long. RefSeq lists its product as uncharacterized. Lineage: Eukaryota; Metazoa; Arthropoda; Arachnida; Sarcoptiformes; Pyroglyphidae. The record is from RefSeq and is a predicted model, not a curated record.